GUCACUCCCAACUCUCCACGGGUCCUCGUCAACCCAGAACCACAAUCGAAACCUGUUCUAAAAGCCACAGCCAUGGCGACCCUCAAACUCUCAAGAGCCCAGCACUCCCUUUCUCCACCUCACAAAACUCUCUUCUUCUUCUCCUCCGCCACAGUCUGGUACAAGUACACCCCUCCACCACCUCACCAACAAGACCCUAUACUCUCGGCAAUCUCUGAAGCCAUUCUCAACACCAAAACAAAGCCUCUAGGCUCCUCUCUCAGAAAGCUCCUCCCUUCUCUCACAGCCAAUCACGUUAUCAACCUCAUCAACCUCAACCCCUGCUCUCUACCCCCCCAAUCUCUCUUCUCGUUCUUCCACUGGCUCUCUUCCCAGCCCACCUUCCGCCACACUCUCCACUCCUACUGCACCAUGGCCCACUUCCUCUGCUCCCACAACAUGCUCCCACAAGCCCACUCCCUCCUCCAAUUCGUCGUCUCUCGGAAAGGCAAAGACUCGGCGUGCUCUGUCUUCGCUUGCAUUGUCGAAACCAAAGGUACCCAUUACUCCAGUUUAGUGUUUGAUGCUUUGAUUAAUGCGUAUACCGAUAAUGGAUUUGUGUCCGAUGCUAUUCAGUGCUUUAGGUUGGUUAGGAAGCAUAAGUUUCGAGUCCCAUUUCAUGGUUGUGGGUAUUUGCUCGAUAAAAUGGUGAAGGCAAACUCCCCCGCGUCGGCGUGGGAGUUUUAUAGGGAAAUUUUGGAUAGUGGGUUUCCGCCUAAUGUGUACAGUUUCAAUGUCUUGAUGCAUAAACUGUGUAAAGAGGGUAAACUUAAGGAGGCCCGGCUGGUGUUUGAUGAAAUUGGGAAGCGGGGUUUGCGUCCUACGGUUGUUAGUUUCAAUACUUUGAUUAGUGGGUAUUGUAAGUCUAGGGAUUUAGAGGAUGGGUUUAGGUUGAAGAGGAUUAUGGAGGAGACUGGAAUGUCUCCGGAUGUUUUCACUUACAGUGUUUUGAUCAAUGGAUUGUGUAAGGAGAGUAGGUUGGAUGAUGCAAAUAGUUUGUUUGAUGAAAUGUGUGAGAGGGGAUUGGUUCCAAAUGAUGUUACUUUCACAACUUUGAUCGAUGGUCAAUGUAAGAAUGGGAGAAUUGAUUUGGCCAUGGAAAUUUAUCAGCAAAUGCUGAGUAAAGGUGUGAAACCUGAUUUGAUUACAUACAAUGCACUCAUCAAUGGCCUUUGCAAAGUUGGAGAUUUGAAAGAAGUACGGAAAAUUGUUGAUGAGAUGAGUAUAAGGGGUUUGAAGCCUGACAGGAUCACAUACACUACUCUUAUUGAUGGAUAUUGCAAGGAGGGGGAUUUAGAAUCAGCCUUGGAGAUUAGGAAGGGAAUGAGUGAAGAAGGGAUUGAGCUUGAUAAUGUGGCUUUCACAGCCCUUAUUUCAGGGCUGUGUAGAGAGGGAAGACUUGUUGAUGCAGAAAGAACAUUGAGGGAGAUGUUGAAUGCUGGUAUGAAGCCUGAUGAUGCAAUAUAUACUAUGGUCAUGGAUGGCUUUUGUAAGAAGGGUGAUGUUAAGAUGGGUUUUAAGUUGCUCAAGGAGAUGCAGGCUGGUGGACAUAUACCAGGUGUUAUUACAUAUAAUGUGCUUAUGAAUGGACUUUGUAAGCUAGGGCAGAUGAAGAAUGCAAAAAUGCUGUUAGAUGCUAUGCUUAAUUUGCGUGUGGUUCCAGAUGAUAUUACAUACAACAUUCUGUUAGAAGGGCAUUGUAAGCAUGGAAACCCUGAGCAUUUUGAUAAAUUUCGGAGCGAGAAAGGCCUCGUUUCAGAUUAUGCUUCUUAUGCUUCGCUAGUUCGUGAAUUCAGUAAAACUUCAAAGGAUCGCCAAAGGGGAUGAUUUCCGCUUGUGUUGGAAAUCACAAGUGUCAAGGUUAGCUGGCUCAGUGGACUAGUGAAUACCAGUCCUGUACUUAAAUAGGGGAGACUUGAGAUGAUUUCCUUACUUUUCAUCUCCCAAAGAACAAAAAUGAAUAGAGCGACUUAAGAUCAUUGCAAAUCAAUGUAUGGUUUCCACUCAUAGAGGAGCUGUCAAUCAUUGCUUAUGGACAUAGUUUGAAGCUCUCUGACUGAAUUUUGAAACAAGGAACAGGAAGUAGCUUCAUUUGGCCAUAUUUAAACUCGCAUCAAGUUAUUUGUAUGGCAAGAGUUACUGCAGUCUAGAGAUCCCAUGAGAAAGUAUCAUAUGCAGCUAAACCUUUCAAUAUAUGUCCCUUGUCUGCUACUGCAGCCACUCCAAGAGAACUCAUUCUCGACAUUGUGCAGAUCCAGUGGGGGUUGUAGUGUGAGCUUCUUUUAUUUAUUUCAGCAAUGGAGCUUGAAAGCUAAAUCAUGAUGGCGAUGGGGAUCAGAUAUGUUACCUUUGAUCUAGUUGUAAGGAGAUUCCAUAGAUGGUUAUAAGGUGUCUUGGAUUUCCGGACAGUCAGGCUCUUUAGUUUGCUUGAAAUGGGAAAGGUCCCUUGAUCUCAGCAGAAUAUUCUGCCUUUUAACUUCUUGCUUCUGAUCCAGCAUGUGGAAAGGAUUCAGAAGUGGUGCAGGGUGACAGGCAUGCUAGAGUGUUUUAACAUACAAUGUGCUUACCGGUGGUUUGUGUGAGCAAAGGCAGAUCAAAACCAGAGGAUAUAUGCUAUGCUUGACUUGGGGGUGCUUCUAGAUGAUAUUAUAGGCAGGUAUCUAUCUACUAGGAUAUGCCAAGCAUUGAAAACCAGAGGAUUUUGAUGAAUGACAAACUGACAAGGUGCUUCUGUUGGAUUACAGACGUUAUACUUCACUACUUAAUGAAUUCAUUCAGAAGAUCCAUAAGAUGAUUGUCGCAUGUCUUAAGUUGGCCUAGUUGAUGAGUGAAUGCAAGUUUGGUAAUGGUUAACUGCCUUAACCUUAAUGGAGACGAGUCACAUUGAGAACAUUUUUUUUUUUUUGAGAAGUAAGAAAACAUUGAGAACAUUUAACAGUAUACAAAGUGGAAGAUAAUGAACAGAAAUUGCAGAGACAA
This is a messenger RNA of Alnus glutinosa, 3018 nucleotides long. Its product is annotated as putative pentatricopeptide repeat-containing protein At1g09680. The record is from RefSeq and is a predicted model, not a curated record. Gene Ontology annotation, molecular function: protein binding. Bases 73 to 1866 code for a protein of 597 amino acids. Lineage: Eukaryota; Viridiplantae; Streptophyta; Magnoliopsida; Fagales; Betulaceae. The transcript has a single exon.